AUGUUGCACUCUCCAGAAGCUGUGCUCAAGGCGUCUAGUGUCAUACACUAUAUCUACCCUCCCGCGUUGUUUCUGUGCUUUCUCGUCAUGCAGGGCAUUACGGUUUGCACCAUGAAGAACUUGAAGGCCCCAAACAAGAUCGUACGGAGGAACCUGAUCCUUGGGAUUCAAUCUUUCGUUAUAGUUACAUAUGUCGCAGAAGCUGUAUUGUUGCUUGCUAGAUCUCUGGUUCAGAAGGGGUGGUACAGUCCCGAAGACCAUGUCGUUUAUGUACUCUCCGCAAUACUAGCAUGGGGUGCUAUAGAACUUGCUCUUCUCGACAGCGUAAACACCGUCUGGUAUCCCUAUUACGGAUGCUGGGUCCUAUCCCUUAUCACGGAAAUUUGUUUGAUCAUCCUUCCCAAUUAUUCCAGCGCACCGGACAACGCUUUCAAGAGGGCAAAGUCCAUUAUCCAAGCCAUUAGGAUUACUUUUCUUAUACUGUUACCUGCCGUAUUCUGGGGAUUUCAAAUAUAUGAUAACAGGAAAGAGGCUGGUAAUGAUGAAGAGUCGGCUGGGUUGCUCACACGCAAUAAUAGUAAUUCGGGUGGAAGUCGCUUAUAUGGCACUGCUAGUCCGGAGUGUGUCGACGAGAGCGUGGAGACGAGGGAAGCCAAGGCGAGGAUGCUUAAAAAAAUUGAAGAAAGCGGUAACUGGUGGAUAUACGCCAAGUCUUUUGCUAUCUUUUGGCCUUAUGUUUGGCCCAGCAAAGAUGGGUGGCUUAAAAUCUCGAUGGUCUUAGUCGGCAUAUGUCUGCUUAUCGAACGCGGUUUGAAUGUCAUGGUCCCUUAUCAGCUCGGCGUUGUUACCAACGCUUUAGCUCAUGGGAAUGGUUCCAUCCCAUGGGUUCAGGUCUCCCUUUAUGUUAUGUAUCGUUGGCUGGAUUCCGGGUCCGGUAUCUCAGCAUUGCAAAGAUAUCUCUGGAUGCCAAUCGAUCAAUAUGCUUACCGUUCCAUCACGACUGCUGCGUAUAACCAUGUCAUGUCACUGUCCCAUGACUUCCAUACCAACAAGAAAACGGGCGACUUAUAUAGCUCAGUCAAUCAAGGAAGAUCUGUUAAUGGGUUUAUCGAAUCGGUUCUAUUUUCAGUAUUGCCAAUGCUUGCUGAUCUGUGCGUUGCUUUUGUAUACUUUUACAUAGCAUUUAAUUCGUAUAUGGCGUUGAUUGUGGCGGUGGUUUCCAUGGUUUAUCUAUGGGUCACUGCGAGACUCGGCGCAAGGAAGAACCAGAUGCGAAGGGAUUUCAACGCUGCGUCAAGAAAGGAGGCAAGUAUAAUGUGGGAAACUAUGUCUAGUUGGACAACAUACUUCAAUCGCGUCCCUUACGAACAGGACCGAUACUCGGAGGCAAUUCGAAAUUACCAGCGUGCCGAACGAAAGUGGGAUAUUGGUUUGCGUGUUUUGAAUGUUGCACAGAGCCUUAUCUUUACCAUUGGCCUCCUAGCUGCCAGUUUCCUUGCCAUCUACAUGGUAACCAUGGGACAAAGGCCAGUCGGAAGUUUUGUCACUCUGUUGUCCUACUGGGCUCAGCUCUCAAGCCCCCUAGCAUACUUUGCCAAUUUUUACCGUAGGAUCCAGACGCAGAUGCUUGAUGCAGAAAGACUUUUGGAGCUUUUCCAAACAAAGCCCACCGUUGUCGAUAAGCCAGGAGCAAUGGACCUGAAGCUGAUAAGCGGAGAAAUUGAGUUCGAAAAUGUAAAAUUUUCAUACGAUCCUCGAAAGCCCGCUAUAAAUGGAAUCAACUUCAAGGCCCCUGGAGGGUCGACUAUCGCGCUGGUGGGCGAAACGGGUGGGGGUAAAACAACUUGUUUGAAGUUACUUUUUAGGUUCUUUGAUGUGGAAUCCGGGGCCAUCAAAAUCGAUGGACAGGAUAUCAAAGAUGUGACCCUCUGGAGCUUACGAGAAAAUAUGGGCGUUGUUCCUCAAGAUCCGGAGCUGUUUAAUGACACCAUCAUGAAUAAUAUCAGAUAUGCCAAUUUUGAUGCGACAGAUGAACAGGUUUUUGCUGCUUGUCGCGCGGCAUCGAUUCACGAUAAGAUUGAAAGUUUUCCCGAUGGGUAUCUUUCUAAGGUCGGCGAGCGUGGUGUAAAGCUUUCAGGCGGCGAACUUCAAAGAGUAGCCAUAGCCAGGGCGAUUCUCAAGGACCCGAAGAUCAUCUUACUAGACGAAGCGACCAGCAUGGUCGAUAUGGAGACUGAGCGUCAAAUCCAAUCCGCAUUUAAGGAACUCUCAAUAGGUCGUACAAUGUUUGUGGUUGCGCAUCGUCUUUCGACGAUAAUGAAUGCCAACCUUAUUAUUGUCAUCCAGGAUGGCGGAAUCCUCGAGAAAGGUAGUCAUGAUGAGCUCAUCGAGCUAAAGGGCAAGUACUACCAUCUAUGGUCCAAACAAAUGAAAAACGAGGGGCCAAAAUCCAGUGCGGAUCUAAAAGAUAUGGCCAUGGUCAAUGAUCUUUCUCCAAAAUCUCGAGAAGAAAAACUUAGGACAGCUCUCCAAAAAACAGGGGCUCGAUUUCAUACUGCUGAUCCCUGCCUACUUGAAGACAAUAAAAUGGAUGGAACUUCUAGUAGCUCCGGUAUUUUUAUGAAGAAAGAUAAAAAGGCCGCGGUUGGAGAAUCCGUUUCUACUCAAGCAUCUGUAAGGUCAAACGGACAUCCAAAUGUUUCCUUUGCUACUCAGGAAACUCCUUCUCUCGGGAGAUCACAAGAUUCCCAGUUCCGUCCCCAGAACCUUUUCCGGGCCAUGUCCCCGGCCCACAGCAUCCUGAAGAAUGUUGAUAUCCCAAAGCAGCCGGAGGGUCAGCUUUCAUUUGCAUCGCGUUCGGUAACUCCCAAGCUCUCGUCCUCACUUAAGCCCGAUGCUAGAGAAUUUAUUCCGAACGAGGCCGUCCCCAGGGAUAUACCCCAGGAAUACAACUCGAUUCCACAACAAGUUCAAGUUGGGUUUACUCCCAAGGAGUCCUUUUCCAUCAAUAACAAGAACUUUACUGGUGAUACCACUACGUCAGUAUCUGUUCUGACAAAUGAAGAUUCAAGGUCAGAAAAAACAUCGAAUACCAAUCAGGAAUCUGAAGCCCAUGAAGAAGACCAGGGUGUUAUUGUGCAGAAUGUCGAGGAUAGGAUCGAUGAAGCCCUCAAAAUCGCCGAGGAAAAGAUGAAAGAACUUGAAGGAAGGGAUGGGGGGGGGACAUACAUCAAAACACCAAUUUCCUCCUCAAAGAACGAAAUUCAUGAGGAAGAUGGUCAAGAUGAACAGCCUACCUCUCCUCUAAUGGAGACUCAACCCGACGCUGAACUUAAAAAGAAGCGCCGAAGGAGCCGUCGAAGAAGUAAUAAGUCAAAGUCCUUAGUGGACGCAUCGAUGGAGGAUCAAGAUGCCGGCGGUGUCAUCGUCACCGGAUACCCUGAGCCCACCCCAAUUACCACUCUACCCAGUGAUACUAGCAAUGUGCCUCAAAUGGUUUCUAUUUCUCCACGCCCCGUAAAUGAUGGAGGGCCCUCAAAUGUCAUCGGAGGAGAUCUUAAUUCCACAGCCUCUGGUCUCGAGAAGAAGCCAAAGCGCCGCUUCCGUACUAGGCCUUCAGCUAAACCGCAGAGUCCUAAAGCUGAAACUGAAAAUCAGGAACCAGGUCCCCACCGGGGUUCUACUCCUUCUAACGAGGUAUCCUCAAGGCAAUUUAAAGGAAAGGGCAGAGCUAGUUCUUUCAUCGAUGGUGAUUAUCGUUCUAUAACGAGAGAAGAUACCCGUCCUUCCCCAAGAGAUGGACUGCAGACUUCUAUCCAUUCUAACCAACCUGAACAAUCGGCAUCUAAUAAUGGAACCAUCCCUAAAGGCCCAGGCCGACGAAAGACCUGGGGGAGGUCUUAUGGUUCAAAGUCCACAAAUAAUUGGAGGAAACCAGACAGCGAGGGCCCUGGUGAUGGGUCGCAAGGUAGUUAUCGCAAAUAUUCGAACGAAUCACCUGGCGCUUGA
Molecule: messenger RNA, 4008 nt
Organism: Morchella sextelata
Lineage: Eukaryota; Fungi; Ascomycota; Pezizomycetes; Pezizales; Morchellaceae
Exons: 11
Coding region: 1-4008 (1335 amino acids)
Biological process (GO): transmembrane transport
Cellular component (GO): membrane
Molecular function (GO): ATP binding; ABC-type transporter activity; ATP hydrolysis activity
Source: RefSeq, a predicted model, not a curated record